Messenger RNA from Leptidea sinapis, 4000 nucleotides. It is a transcript of the gene Ate1, whose product is annotated as arginyl-tRNA--protein transferase 1. Gene Ontology annotation, molecular function: arginyl-tRNA--protein transferase activity. Gene Ontology annotation, cellular component: cytoplasm. The transcript has 9 exons. Lineage: Eukaryota; Metazoa; Arthropoda; Insecta; Lepidoptera; Pieridae. The record is from RefSeq and is a predicted model, not a curated record. Gene Ontology annotation, biological process: protein arginylation. Bases 278 to 1897 code for a protein of 539 amino acids.
CUGUACAGUAUACAAUGGUCGCAGUGCAUAUCGGAAUAUACCCUAUGAUUGAUCGAACAAACCUUCAAACCUUGAACAUAGUGGUUAAAUUCUCUUUGUACCCUACAUUCUUGAUUCUUGCUUGAUUCUGUAAACAGUGUAUCGGUCCCAGUUACGUCUUACUCUUUUUGAAAAUAAAUAAUAAGUUAUUUGAAUGUGAUUUGUGUACUAACUAAGACUUUAUAUAAAUAUUAAAUAGCUAUUAUUGUAAACGUAGUUUUCAGCCAUUGAGGAAGAUAUGGCUAACAGUAUUGUGGAAUAUUUUGCUGAACAUGAAAAUUAUAAAUGUGGUUACUGCAAGAAAACAGACACCAAUUUUGCUCAUGGAAUGUGGGCCCAUACUAUGAGUGUAGAAGACUAUCAAGCACUUAUCGAUCGUGGGUGGAGACGGUCCGGAAAAUAUUGUUAUAAACCUACAUUAAAUAUUAUUUGCUGCCCUAUGUAUACUAUUCGUUGUAGAGCACUUGAAUUCAAAGCUACAAAAUCACAAAAGAAGGUAUUGAAAAGGUUCAACAAAUACCUGAUGGGCGAGGAAGAAGUUCUUGGAAAAAGUAAUAGAAAACUUUCUGAAUCUAGUGAUGAUAUGAAGCUAGACUAUUGUGGAGGAGGUGAUGAAUUUGUAGAAAGCAAGCAAAAGCCACAGGAAUUAAGUUUCGAAGGAGUUAUCAAGUAUAUAGAUGACCAAAGUACAGAUCCAAGUGAUAUAUAUUUGUGUGAUGGAACAGAAAAUUUAAAUGAAUCCUCAUCCUCUGGAGAUGUUGGUCCUUCAUCUAGUCAUGAUUUAUCUUUGACAACAGAAAGUAUAAACAAAGUGAACGAAAUAGAGAACUUGACUCCAGGGCCUAUGUGUGCUUCAUCAAGUAAAGAAUUGUCUGCAUCAACUACCAAAGAAAUAAAGAAAGGUUCCGGCCCUGAUCCUACAAAGAUGCCAUGCAGAAAAGCAAAGGAUAUAAGAAAAGAGCGCAAACUAGAAAAACUUAAGGCUCAAGGAAAAGAUAUAACUAUAUUAGAGAGCAAAGCAAAUACCAAUGAAAAAGAUUUUGAGCUCUUCAUUAAGGAAUUGCCGGCGGAGACUAAACAUCGAUUAGAGAUUAGACUAGUGAGGACUCAGCCGCCAAGUGAGCAGUGGUUGCGGACCGCGAAAGAAGUCCACAGAGUAUAUGUUAAAUAUCAGAUGACGGUACAUGGUGAUACUGAAGAUAAAUGCACAGAGGACAAAUUUCAAGAGUUUCUAGUACACAGUCCUCUUGUAGAGGAGUAUACAAGCCGAGGACCUGCUUGUGGUUUUGGUUCCUUCCAACAGCAGUAUUGUUUGGACGGCAGGAUAAUAGCUGUGGGAGUGAUUGACAUCUUGCCGAAGUGUAUCUCUUCCGUUUACUUCUUCUAUGAUCCUGAAUACCGGAAUCUGAAUUUGGGGACUUACGGUGCGUUAAGAGAGCUCGAGUUCACAAGACAUCUGCAUACUCAGUCCGCAGAUCUAAAAUAUUAUUACAUGGGCUACUAUAUACACUCUUGUCCUAAAAUGAGAUACAAGGGUCGCUUUUCGCCAUCAGACCUGCUCUGUCCUGAGACGUACAAAUGGUUUCCGCUGAAUGAUUGUUUGCCGAAGCUAGAAGCUUCCCCAUAUUCAAGACUUAAUCCAGACCUUGAUGCGUUGGAUGACAAUUAUCCGAACAGCAGAGACAUCAACCACAUACAGGUUCUGUACAAAGGCUCCGUGUGGCUAUUUGGCGCUUACAAGCGGAAACAUUUGAGAAAUAUUGAGAAAAUCGCAGCGGUUAUGGAGUACGCUAGUUUGGUUGGAGCUCGAGCGGCGACGAGCAUAGUACUGAUAGGGUCUACAAAGAGAUUCAUUUAAAUACUAACAAUAGAUCCUUGUCCUAUACUUGAUGUUAUUGGUAUUUGAUGUGAAUAUACACCCUAGAGCAGUGUUUCCCAACGUGGUAACGGCCCAGAGGGGGGCAAUUUGAAAGUUAAGGGGGAAAUUCAAAAAGUACUCGACAUGAUUUUAAUCCUAAUGUUAAGGUCGGGCAUGGCCUAAAAAAGGUUGGGAAACUCUGCCCUAGAGGUCAGGGGUGGACAAUCAGGUUGUGGGGCCCCGGGCUAAUACUACUCAGGGACUUGUCUAACUAAUCAAUUAAUUAGGGAACGAUGGCUGGUCCAUGUGUCAACUCGUGAACGGGUUGCUGCUGCUUGUGGUUCCAGGUUGACCUGUUAUAGUAAAAAAUCAUUGUAUUUGUUGGAUGCAAUUACUAAUUAUGACAGUAAUCACGACCAUCGUGUUCACGAAGCAUCCUUACACAAACAAUGAAUUCAAGAUCUAAAGGUUGGAAUCCAAUAUACGAUAAUUUAUAUUUAUUCAGUUUAUUAUUUAUUUUCAUUCCUUUUUAUGAAAUAAUUUAUAUUAUUUAAACACGAUUCAAAUAUUGGAUGCAGCACCUUACAAACUAAUUAGCUACGUUAUAUUACAGCCAUUGUAAAAUACUCUAUUUGAUUGAAAACGGUGGUCUAUGUUUCUUGUAUGUUCUUCUCACAAGCUCAACUUUUUCCGAACAUAUGGUAAAUCCAGUUAUUUAAAAGAAAUAUUUAUAGUGACUAUACAAAAGCGUUUAGUUUAACCCUAAUUCAAUUAAGUUUAUUUGACUUUGUUUAAAUAGGUUUUAGAUAAUGUUUCGACAUGGAAGAGGAAAAAGAUGACCAUAAAAAUAUAUUAUAUUUAUUUAGUAUGAUUUAAACAUACAAACUGUACGAUAUUAUUGUAAAAGAAAUUUAUUUUAUUUUGUGUAGUGUAUUCUUCAUAUUGUUGAACUUCAGUGAGCGUUAGGGCCCUUUUAUAUUAUGUGUGAGGCCCUAAAUUGCAUCCAAAUUAGCUCUCAUAUAAAUCCGCCCCUGUACAGAGUUGUAUUUUUCGCACUGACCUCUACUAUAUACCACUGGACUGGUGAAUGUAAAAGUGCUUUUGUGCCUGUUUGAUAUUCGCCAUUUUGGCGCUGUUGGCUAUAAAGUGAGAGUCUGCGGUACUAAAACUAGUGCUGACAACCUCAACAAAAAUCGAUAGAUGGUGGGAAACUAUUUACAAAAAAUAAUUGUGUACUAUUACGUUGAUUCUUCAAGUAUAAAUAACACCAAAAACGCACUAAAUAAAUUCGAAAUGCAAAAAUAUUUCAGAGUAUUGUACGUUCCUUCGCAGCCAUUUGUAUUACACGUCAAAUUAGUUCUCUGGACACUCGCGAGUGGCGCUUCAAAUAGGCACAAAAAAUUUGCUGUCAAACAUAUGUCCAGUGGUAUUUAUACAGGUCUGGGAUUUUUCGGCAGCGCAGUAAUAACAGUUCACUUAACCGGCAAAGGUAUAGGAUAAUGUUCCUAGAUUAGUUAUAGUCUAGGAGCUAAUAUAACUUUUUGUGAACAUCGAAUAAGGUUUUCGAAUCUUUCCCUGCUAAAUGAGAAAAUUUCUGAUUGCAGACAAAAAACAAAGUUAUGAUGUCUGCCUUUAUUGUACUGUCGAAAAUAAUUCAGUCUUGAAUAUCUGAUCCCCCAGGCGAUCUCUCGUUUCAUAUUAUAUAUAUUGUACUUACCUAUGUAGUAAUGUUGAACGCGUGUCCCACCUAGUAUUGUAAUUCAUCAUCAUAUUAUGUUAGCCAAUGUUCGAUGUUUAGUCCAUCGGCGCAUGAGUACCGAAAACUAUUACAUCUCAAUUUUUUUUGCGAUCCUCUUCAAAUUACUGAUUUAAAUGUAUGUUGCCAUGUGCCCCAUUUAAUUAUCUACAAUUUGUCAAGUCUACAAAAGUUAUUUAAGCAUGAAUCGGAACACGUAAUAACUAUUGUAUAAAUAAUUUAAAAAAUACACUAUUAGUAUAAAAAAAUUGAGGUGGAAUAGUUCUCGGUACUUAUGCGCCGAUUCCUCGUGGACUAGUAUGUAUAGAUGUCUAUUUAUCUGAUUAAAUCAGUAACUAAUACACUUA